UCGAAUUCUUAUUCGUAUCUUUUCUUUACAAUGAAUUAUCGAUAUGUUCUUUUGACGCCAUUGCUGGUUUGCCUCCAGAUACUAAAAUUGAUUGGGACGCUUACAUCCAACUUUCCCAAUGGGAUAUCUAACAAUAACAAGCCAUUGGUCAAGUUACUCGAGGGCGAACAUGUUGUAACAACAAUGUUCGUUGGGAAUUUCAUCGGCGUUGUGUGUGCUCGAUCAUUGCAUUAUCAGUUCUACUCAUGGUAUUUCUUUUCUAUUCCAUAUCUGUUGUGGAGAACGUCGUUUCCUACAAUAUUACGGGAGAGGUUUCCACACUCGUAUAAAGAAUUCUUCAUUCUCCUCCCCAAUCGACGUGGGAUCUCAUCUGUUUGGGGGAUCGGGUUUUGUUGGAAUGUAUAUCCUUCUAAUAUGUACUCCUCGACGUUGCUUUCUAAGUCUUCACCUAAUUUUGCUUUGGGGUUUGUGGUCUGGAGCAGCAGAGUAUCCUUAUGUUCAAGUGAAGUAUCUAAUAUAAAACAAAACUGAAAAACACCAACUCUUAGUCUGUCUCACUAUCAUUAGUUUGAAUUGCAUAGAGUUUGUAUCCUCCAUGUUUGAUUUUCAGCUGGCUUUCUUGUAAUACUUUUCAUUUUUUCCGUCUUCCUCGAGCGGACGGAGGGGUCUCAAAUAGUAUUGUAUCGAAACGAGAUUGGGUCAACUUCAGGUUGUCGAGCAUUGAAUUUGAGGCUCGUUUAUUUCGAGUCGUUCUCUUCUGUUA
Cucurbita moschata (crookneck pumpkin) is the source of this 763-nucleotide messenger RNA. RefSeq names its product dol-P-Man:Man(5)GlcNAc(2)-PP-Dol alpha-1,3-mannosyltransferase-like. The transcript has 5 exons. Gene Ontology annotation, molecular function: dol-P-Man:Man(5)GlcNAc(2)-PP-Dol alpha-1,3-mannosyltransferase activity. Bases 31 to 531 code for a protein of 166 amino acids. NCBI's taxonomy places the organism in Eukaryota, Viridiplantae, Streptophyta, Magnoliopsida, Cucurbitales, Cucurbitaceae. The record is from RefSeq and is a predicted model, not a curated record. Gene Ontology annotation, cellular component: endoplasmic reticulum.